CGAUCGCCUGUAUUCAAAGUGCAUUAGCUCUACGAGAGAAAUUCGAAACGAUGCAUUUCUUGCGCCAGAGUAUAGACUGCGGGCGCGAACACCUUGACGCCAACGCAUGCGCAGUAUCCGAUUGCGCUUGUUGAUCGUGUUGUCAAUGACGCUCUUUCAAAUCUACACACAAACUUUCCUUAUGCUAAAUAUCUUAUAGUGCGACGUGUAGCUGGGAAAAUAAGAAGCAGGACAGUUGUCAGCUUAUGAUUAACCGGAUAUUGUUGAAUUAGCGCAACCGUUAAGGUUUUACCGAUAAGGCGAUUAUAAUAAUCCGUUAAAACAUGUCGAACCACAGUCUGUUAAACAAAGAAAGAGACUUCCUCGAGUUAAAUAAAGAGCUGGAAGAUAAGGUCAAGAGUUUGAUGGUAGAAGUAGACACGAUAAUCAGCAAGCAAGAAGAUGUCAUACGUAGUCCGAGACGACCUUCUUACAUGCGCUCAAGAAGGUACAAAAGCAAAUUAAAAGAAUCCCUGCCGACGACGGAAUCGGAUGAAGAGCAGUUAUCGGAUUCGAACGACGACGACGACGACCACGUGCCGGUAGAGGCGUUUUUGAAAAAUGGACAUUUCAAAGAGAGAACAAGCGAAGAGGGAUGCGAUUACGACGAUACCGAUGGCCACGACGGAUCGAGGAAAAAGAAAAAACGCUCGACGAAAGAAACUAUCAUUCGAUUCUUGAAGGCGCAAGUGACGAGGCUUCAGGCAGACCUGCAAGCUGCCCAAUACGAAAGUAAAAAGAAGACUGAGAGUUACAAGGAGCUAGAGGGCGAAAUUAAGAAACACGAGCAGAAAAGGGAGAAGCUCCAGAACCAAUUAGCCUCCCAGAAAGAGACUAUUCUCAAAGCCGAAGUAUCGAACAACGAGUUGCAGGCCAGAAUUCAAACUCAGAAUGCGGAAAUAGUUUCGCUUAAAAAAGAAAUCGAAAACUUGAAAAAAGAUCUGAAAUCUCUGAACCAAAUCUCGUCAAACAGUGAUCUACGGCUGAAUAGAAGCCUCGAGGAGAAUGAAAAAUUACGCUCCUCUCUGCGCACGAGUCAAGCCGAGGAAAAGGGAGCAAAUAAGAAAACUCCAGGAAGAGAAAAGGCUGGCCCUGAAAAACGCGGAAAAGCAGCGCACCGACAUAUUCCAGGCGUUCAAAAAGCAGACGCAACUCGUGGAUAAUUUGAAAAAGCAAAAAGCCUAUCUCGAGGCGAGCAAAGAAAUUCAGUUCAUCGAGGAAGACUUUACGAGACUAUUGGAAUGGAAACCCGAUAAGGUGUGAUGUCUGUGUGUCUGUUUGCCGUGCGAAUAAUUUCCGGAAAUGUAAUGAGAUUCGCGAGGGCAAAUAAUAGACGUCAAGUGCGUGUACGCGGUUCUCUUUUCGAACUGAAAAUUUCCGUUUUGUCUCCUCUCGUCGAAUUAUGAUUCGAUUAGCUUAUUGUCUAUGUGCGUGACUAUACUCGUCCAAGCGUUUUAUUGUAAUGAAAAGAAGUGCAAAGAAUAAAAGUCUGAUCACGGCGUGUACUUAA
Messenger RNA from Nasonia vitripennis (jewel wasp), 1549 nucleotides. RefSeq names its product testis-expressed protein 9. Lineage: Eukaryota; Metazoa; Arthropoda; Insecta; Hymenoptera; Pteromalidae. Bases 324 to 1202 code for a protein of 292 amino acids. The record is from RefSeq and is a predicted model, not a curated record. The transcript is spliced from 6 exons.